Messenger RNA from Cynoglossus semilaevis (tongue sole), 4179 nucleotides. It is a transcript of the gene slc12a8, whose product is annotated as solute carrier family 12 member 8. Gene Ontology annotation, cellular component: membrane. The record is from RefSeq and is a predicted model, not a curated record. The transcript is spliced from 14 exons. Gene Ontology annotation, biological process: cell volume homeostasis; chloride transmembrane transport; potassium ion import across plasma membrane. Gene Ontology annotation, molecular function: potassium:chloride symporter activity. Lineage: Eukaryota; Metazoa; Chordata; Actinopteri; Pleuronectiformes; Cynoglossidae. Bases 587 to 2815 code for a protein of 742 amino acids.
AAAGAAGGGAGAAGUUCAAAUUAAAUUAAACAUGGUUUCCUCUGGCAGCCCAAAAACAGAAACAAGACAUUUAAAUCAAUGUAUAGUUUAUUCAAGUUACGAUGCCUCAUACGUCAGUUGGUAAUUCAGCUUUAAAUAAAUAAAGACAAUUGUAAGUCGAAAACCACAGUUUUUUUUUUCUUCUUCAAUAAACUGAUUCUCGUCCGUGAACUAUCCACACCUCGCUCUCCUACUAUUGACGUGGAGUCCAGUUCCACGGUAUGGAAAAUUACACCACCAAUAAAAAGAGAUAAGGACAGCUGCAUUUUUAGGCUUUUAAUCGUGAGUAAACCGUCUCUGUUGCACUAGGGCUUGCCAAAAUCAACACAGUAAUCCAACACAUCCUGCAACACACACACGUAGCCUGCUGCUGCUUACGUUUCUCCACACACGUUUUUAAACUUGAGAAGCUGAGACUGCUAACUGCUAACACUUCACCCAAAGUGAUGGAAUGAUAUUUUUUUCCCACCACUUCCCUCCUUCUACGACGGGGAAUGACAAAGCUAUCGGUAAAAGACAGUUGAAGGGAAAACACCUGUAGGUUGUGAUGGACACCUUGACACAUGGCUGGACUGUGCGCACAGGGGACCAGAGAGGAGACGGUGAAGGUCUGUUAAAGCAGCAAGUCAUUGAAAACAACUACACUACCAGCAUGCAUGUCCAGGAUCUAUUUCAUGAAGAUGCACAGCAAACGACCAAGCCUUGGUGGAAGAUUAAGCUGUUUGUGUGGGAGCCAGUGCUGUUUGGCACCUGGGAUGGAGUUUUCACCACCUGCAUGAUCAAUAUUUUUGGUGUGGUUUUAUUCCUGCGCUCUGGCUACCUGGUGGGGAACACUGGUGUUCUACUCGGGAUGCUGCUGGUUUCACUGGUUGUGCUGGUUGCAUUAGUGACAGUGAUGUCGGGGAUCGGUGUGGGCGAGCACUGUGGUUAUGGAGGUGGAGGAAUCUACUCCAUGAUUUCCACUGUCCUGGGCGCCAGGGUUGGCGGCACAAUGGGCCUCCUCUAUGUCUUUGGGCAGUGUGUGGCUGGAGCGAUGUACAUCACAGGUUUCUCUGAGUCUGUGGCUGAUCUCCUGGGACUCCAGACUCAGUGGGCUGUACGUGGCAUGUCGGCAGCAGUGCUGCUGGCUCUGCUGGGAAUAAACCUGGCGGGUGUCAAGUGGAUUGUCCGUCUGCAGCUGAUACUGCUGGCAGUUCUCGCUGUCUCAACACUGGACUUUGUCAUUGGGACUUUCACGCAUCUUGACCCAGACCAUGGGUUUACAGGUUAUUCAGCUGAGCUGCUCAGCAACAACUCCAAACCAGAUUACAGCACAGGAGAAAACUUCUUCACAGUAUUUGGUGUCUUCUUUCCUGCAGCUACAGGCGUAAUGUCAGGCUUCAACAUGAGCUCAGAUCUUCAACGGCCCGAACACAACAUCCCUGUGGGAACGCUGACAGCUGUCUUUACCUCGUGGUUCCUGUAUCUGGUCUUUGCCUUCCUCCUGGGGGCCAUUUGCAGUAGAGAGGCUCUGCGCUAUGACUUCUUGAUCGCAGAAAAGGUCUCCUUGGUGGGUUUCCUCUUUCUGCUGGGCCUCUACAUCUCCUCCCUGGCUUCCUGCAUGGGCGGCCUGUACGGAGCACCCAGGAUCCUCCAGUGCAUUGCCCAGGAGAGGGUCAUCCCUGCUCUGGCCUGUCUGGGAAAUGGGAAAGGUCCAAAUAAAACACCGGUUGCAGCAAUCUUCCUGACCAGUCUCCUGACCAUGGCCUUCAUCUUCAUUGGCCAAGUCAACGUCCUAGCUCCCAUCGUCACCAUCAACUUCAUGCUCACCUACAGCUUCAUUGACUACUCUUACUUCAGUGUGGCCAUGACCGUCCAGUUGCAGGACAAAGAGAUGAAGGAUGUCCUCUCUCUGUCCAGAAGCAAGCGACGUACGUCCACCAGCAGAACCAGACCUCUUAUUGACGUCCCUCUACCAAACUAUGGAAGUGGAGGCCAGAGUCCACACAAUAAAGGCACUUUAUCAGAGUUCACCAAGGACAUGAACCAGAUCUUCCCACCUUUAUCAGACGGAGAUACCGGUGCUGAGAAGACCCCCUCAGUGCACGAGUUGAGCGGCAGAGGCAAAAGCAGAAAGCCUACUGCGAAGCAGACACUGAUGGACAGCUUUGGUUUGGACCUCAACAGCAAUGUGUUCUCAGAGGAGGGAGGAGACCAGACGGGCCCAGUUCCAUCAUGUGACAAACCCGAUGUUCAGCCUGGAAGUGGAGUGGACGAAAUGUCCACAAAACCAUGCCCUGUAGAGCAGGGUUUUUCACAUCACCCUAAUAACAACAACAUCAACAACAACACAGGCGUUCACAGUAAAUCUGAGCCCCAAACAACAGACAUCAAACCCAUCCCUGAAUCGUUCUAUACAAAGUUCUGCAAUCACUGGAUUGCUCUCAUUGGGGCGCUGAGCUCUCUAAUGAUUAUGUUUGUCAUCCAGUGGGUCUAUGCCGUAGCAAACAUAGUCGUCGCCUUGUUACUUUUCUUUUACAUUGGAAAAGCAAGUCCUGGACUUCCCACAGGUACGGCAGCUCGAUUCAGCUUCUUCACAUGGCUGAAAUCCACAGUACAGAGUGUUUGCAGGGGUAAAGGAUCUCCCCAGGAAGAGAUCGUGGUGACACCCUCUAUCUCUGGAGUAGGACUGAAAACCAGACAGCUGACAGAGGAAAACGCUGACUUUGCCACACGCCACCGUUGUCACAAGUCUUCAUUUAUGGCAGGCAAAGAGAUGCAACCACAGUUCCCCUGAAAGUAUCGCAAACGCUGCCUCUGUUACACGUCACAUCGCUGACAGCUUGAAACCACAUUCUCUGCCUCAAACUCAUAACUUUCCCUCAGGUCGGACUCUGCCCUCACAUUUUCUCAGAAAGAGAUGUAGUCACUUUCACAAGGUGCUUGAAGCUAAUCGAAUGAUUUUCUGAAAGUGCAUUGAAGAGAAAAAGAAAGUGAUUUAGAUAAAUCUAACAGUUAUGUUUUCUCCCGUAGUUGUUCGAAGAAUGAGAACUAAUCAAUCAAUUAUGUCUUGUCGUACUUUGAGUAUGACUUAUAUGACUAUACAACAGUUAAAGUGCAUUUAUCUUUAUGUUUUCCCUUAUAUUUUGGUUCGAAUUUCUAAGGUUUUUCAUGUAGGCAAACUGAAACUGAGAAAUUAAAUACGGCUUUCAAGAUAAAUUUAGAAAAUAUUGAAAUAUAAAGAAAUUAAUUGUAUAAAGUGUUAAUUAUGAAAUAAUAAAAUAAUACAUUUAUUAGCUAACUUCUUUGAGGUUUUCCCAUAAUAAACUUAAAUUACAGACAGUAAUUUACCUAAGUUUUGAUGGAGAAAAGUAAAUAUAUGUCUCAGGAUCACCAGGAUAAAUAAUAUUGACAAUUAUCAAAAAAAUCUUCAAAGAAGAAAAAAUACAUCUUUUGUGCAGGGAAACUCUUCGGAUUAUGUUUAAUUCAUACAGAAAAUUAUGUGUAUUUAUGGCAAGGUUAUUAGGUCAGCAGCUAUUGGUUUAUAGUUGUUUCUUAAUUACAGUGUUCUAACACUGCAGUAUGUUUAUGGUUUCACCUUAUGUUCUUUUGUGUUGUGAUGCAUCUCCUAGUUUACAAUAUCGACUGCUGCACAUCAGUAACAAAGCUGUGAAAACCGCAGCCCUCGGUUGCUGUGUUAGCAACAGGCACAAACUGUUGCAGUAGACACCAGUACUAAGUUUCAGUCGUCAUUUACUUGUAAUUGUAAAAAAAAAUGACACCUCUGCUGUCAUUCGCGUUGGUUUGAUAACGUACACAUACUGACUAAAACAUUUCUAGUUAGUUCUCUGAGCUGUACUACAUAUUACUGACAACAGGGGGCGUUUGUUGAAUUACAGUUGCUUUGACAGUUGUAUUAUUAUAGUGUAGAAGUUUUUUUUUACUAGAACAUUCGUUAUGAAGGUAGUUUGAUGCCGUGAAGACAUUAUGUAUAUCUUUGGUACGAAUUAUAUUUUGAGGUACAAGUCUGAGAUGAUAGUCUGGUCAGAGUUCAGCGUUGGUGAAGAUUUGGCGUAAGAAAUAGGGUUCGGCUAGUUUUUUGGGUUGGGUAUUCCACUAAAAUAUUUGUAUGUAGUUUUCACAGUAACUGAGAGAUAUAUG